Molecule: messenger RNA, 1242 nt
Organism: Maudiozyma saulgeensis
Lineage: Eukaryota; Fungi; Ascomycota; Saccharomycetes; Saccharomycetales; Saccharomycetaceae
Source: the annotation of a GenBank genome assembly
AUGUCAGACAUUGAAGAAGAUUCAUAUGCUAAGAAGAAAAGUGAAGUUUAUUUAGCUUAUGUCGAUGCACCAAUUAAAGAAAGUGAUGAAUUGACAAUUUCCGAUACGUUCAUUGGUAGUUCACCAUUGUGGCUACAUCCCGAAUCUAUCCCUGAUGAAAAUAUGUUAAAAUGUAAUUCAUGUAAUUCAAAUGAAAAUAUGCGUCUUUUAAUUCAAGCUUUCGCUCCAAUUGAUAGUGAACAAAUGGAAUCUUUACAAUUAAAUUGUAAGAAAAUUAUUGGGAAACCAACUUUAAAAUAUAUUUCAAAUAAUGAUGAUAGAGUGUUAUAUGUAUUCAUUUGUGAUAAAUGUCCAAGAAAAUUAGGUGGUGUAAAAUGUAUUAGAGGUGUAUUAAAACAUGAUGAAGGCAAAGUAUCUACGGUAGAUAAAAUUGUAUCGGAUCAAUCAUCAAUGGGCAAAAAAUUUGACAUUAAUCCAUUUGAUAUUAAUAAUAAUAACGAUACAAAUCCAUUUGGUAAUGUUACGAAUUCUUCUUCAAUUAAUGAAAAUCCAUUUUCAAUUACUAGUAGUAAUAAUAAUAAUUCAAUGAAUAGUUCUAUUGAAAAGACAAAUGAUUUACAAAAACAACCUUUAUCAAAGAAAGCUCAAAGGAAAUUACAUGAUGAAAAAAUUGAUAAAAUUCAUGAUUUACAAAAAGAAUAUAAAGGGUUUUUAUUGUAUGUUGAACAAGAAACGUUUCAACAUAAACCUGAUCAUUUAAAAUUGCCAAAAAAUUUAAAGAUUGAGAAAGAAGCAUUGGAAUUAUCAGAUGAUAAUGUUAUUGAUACCGAUGAUUUAGAAAAAGAUCCAAUUAAGAUGGAUCCACGUACAGAAAAACUUUCACAAUUCCUUGACGAUGAAGUAUUUCAAAAAUUUCAAGAAGUUGUCGCUUAUAAUCCAUUACAAGUAUUACGUUAUGAUCUGGGUGGGAAACCAUUAUAUUAUGCAGCCACAAAACCUGUGUUAGACACUGUGAUACCUCGUCCAGAAUUUAAUAAAGAUAGUCAACGUGUCUUUGAAAUGCAAUUAAUGCCAAAGAUGAUUAUGGAUUUAGAAGAAGGUGAAGUCUCAGUUAAUGAUGGAAUGGAAUGGGGUUCAAUCUUAAUAUUCACAGAUGUUGAAAAUUGUAUCCCAGAAUUUGAUGAUAAUGGUGUAGGUUAUGUAGAAGAAUGUGUUAGAGUUCAAUGGGAGAAAAGAUCAUAA